Molecule: messenger RNA, 2046 nt
Organism: Cygnus atratus (black swan)
Lineage: Eukaryota; Metazoa; Chordata; Aves; Anseriformes; Anatidae
Gene: GATB
Product: glutamyl-tRNA amidotransferase subunit B
Exons: 13
Coding region: 18-1700 (560 amino acids)
Biological process (GO): glutaminyl-tRNAGln biosynthesis via transamidation; mitochondrial translation
Molecular function (GO): glutaminyl-tRNA synthase (glutamine-hydrolyzing) activity
Source: RefSeq, a predicted model, not a curated record
GCCUUUGGCGAGGCAAAAUGGCGGCGGUGGCGCUGGGUUGCGGUGGGGGUUGGCGCCGGGCGUGGCGGCGCGGACUGGGGGGACUGGUCUCCGUCCCCGUCCCUGCCCUUGUCCCUGUCGCCGUCGCCGUCCCCGCCCGCCGCCCCCCGCGGGUCGUCGCCCGUAACGCCGGAGGUGGGGCGGUGCUGGCGGGGAAGAGCGGUCUUGCUCCAUGGGUACCAGUUGUGGGUCUGGAAAUUCAUGCACAGAUCAGCUCCAACUCAAAACUUUUCUCUGGUUCCCAAGUCCAGUUUGCAGCACCUCCUAACUCUUUGGUAUCUUUCUUUGAUGCUUCUUUACCAGGAACUUUACCGGUUCUCAACAGGAGAUGUGUAGAAGCAGCAGUGAUGACAGGCCUGGCACUCAACUGCAGCAUAAACAAGAAGUCCUUGUUUGACAGAAAACACUAUUUCUAUGCAGAUCUGCCUGCUGGCUAUCAAAUCACUCAGCAAAGAAUUCCUAUUGCGGUGAAUGGGAGUCUGUCAUACAGUCUCUGCAUAGAUAACAAAAUGAGCCAGAUGGUGACCAAAACUGUGAGGAUUAAGCAAAUUCAGUUGGAGCAAGACAGUGGAAAGAGUCUCCACGAUGAUUCAAGGAGCCAAACUCUUGUUGACUUGAAUAGGGCUGGAGUCGGCCUCAUGGAGGUUGUCAUGGAGCCUGAUAUGUGCUGUGGGGAAGAAGCAGCUGCAGCAGUCAGAGAGCUUCAACUUAUUCUUCAAACACUUGGGAGCAGCCAGGCAAUCAUGGCAGAGGGUCAGCUGAGAGUGGAUGCCAAUGUUUCUGUGCAUCACCCUGGAGAGCCUUACGGAGUGAGGACGGAGGUGAAGAAUAUCAAUAGCAUACGGUUCCUGGCAAAAGCAGUAGACUAUGAAAUACAGAGGCAAAUUGAAGAACUGGAAAAUGGAGGAACAAUCCUGAAUGAAACAAGAGCCUUUGAUUCCAAGCUUGGGUGCACUGUACCAAUGAGAGACAAAGAAGGAAUGCAGGAUUAUCGGUUCAUGCCAGAGCCAAAUCUUCCUCCAUUGAUUCUAUAUGAUACUAAAUCUUUGCCAGCUAAUGUGAACCAUCAGCAAGUGGUAAAUAUUGAUUGGAUUCAUGAGAGACUUCCUGACCUCCCCAGUGCGAAGAGAGCAAAGCUUGUUGAGCUGUAUGGGAUUCUUCCUGAACACAGCUUCACCUUAGUGAAUGAAGACGGAUUAACAGAAUUCUUUGAAAAUGUGGUAAAACAGACCCAGAUGAAGCCAAAGAAAGUCAUCGGCUGGAUUUUAAAUGACCUGCUGAGUUACUUAAAACAACAUUCCUGUACAGUAAAGGAAAGCCCAAUCAGUUCUGUUCUCCUAGCUGACCUUCUGAAUCUUCUAGAAAAAAAAGAAAUUUCUGCUUCAGCAGCAAAGCAGGUGUUCGAGGAACUGUGGAAGGGAGAAGGAAAGACGCCUCUUGAAAUUGUUAAGGAAAAGCAGCUUCAACUGAUAGAGGAUCGAGAGGAGCUUGAACAGAUCUGCCAAGCAGUGAUUGAUGAACACGAAAAGGAGGUUAUGGCGAUAAAAGCAGGAAAUCAAAAAGUUGUAAAUAAGUUAAUUGGACUGGUUCAAAGAGCAACCCAAGGCCGAUCCAAUCCUGUUCUGGUGAAGCAAAUAUUAGAGAAGAAGCUGUCAGAGUAGCCACAAGGGAAAACUGCACAGUUGUCUACAGAAGAUACGCUUCGUCCUGUGUGGUUCACUGCUAACGAACUGUGGUGUCUCCUUGUGUGGCAGCAUUACAUGCCCCAGAUCAGUUAUACUGCGAGGAGCAUUACUUUCUUGCCUUCCCCAGCUGCGUCAGCCAAAGGCAGAUGAGUGAAAGACCACCUCAACAGAAGAUGGAGUUGUUUACAUGUCCUCCACUUUGGUGGGGCAUUCAGAAAUGUAAUCUACACACAGCCAGUGGGAACAAGUUCCCAGAGAAGUCUGUGAGUAUACAGAGCGUAAGUUGUAUUCAUUAGUUUUGUAAUAAAGCAAGUGUAAACUG